CGUCCUCCACUUCCUCCUCCUCCUCCUCCUUCUCUUCCUCCUCCUCCUGCUUAUCACCGGCCAGUUUGUGGGAGGAAGCCGAGGAGAGAAGAAGGAAGAGCAGAUAGGGGAGAAAGAAGAAGAAGAAGAAGAAGAAGAAGAAGAAGAAGAAUACCACCAGCAGAAUGAAGUCACUACUACUACUACUACUACUACCACUACUACUACCGGCCACCACCGCCAAAACCACCACCACCACCACCACCACCCCAGCACCUCAGAACUGCCCUGCAAACGAGCGUAAUGCCGCCAUCACUGAAGAAACAAUAAAAAAUGGUGUUACAGAGUUAGGAAUGCAGUUAUUGAGGGAGUUAGGAACGGAGAGGAACACACUGAUCUCCCCAUUCAGUCUGUGGAGUGCGGUGGCGAUGGUGCUGGUCGGUGCAGAGGGACAGACUGCAAACCAAAUAGCAGAUGUUUUGCAGGUGGGAGGAAAACAAGGGGUGCUGCCUGUCUGGAGGGGUUUAAGUGACAGACUGCAAAGAGAGGGAGGGCAGCACUCUGAUGUGUCUCUGAAGGUGGGCAACCGCAUCUAUGUCAACAAUGGCUAUCAGAUCAAGAACUGCAUGGAAGCUUUGGCAGACAUCUUGGUUCACACGUCACUAGACCAGCCAAUCGAUGCCUCAAGGGUGAUCAACAGCUACAUCAACACCACCACAAACGGCAAGAUCCCAGAGAUCAUCACCCCAGGCCAUCUGACAGACACGAAGAUGGUGGUGGUGAACGCUGUGUAUUUCAAGGGAAGCUGGGAACACCAAUUCGUCAAAAAUGAAACUGCACUUAAGCCUUUCUACCCCACCCCUGGCUCUCCUGGUGUUGAUGUGCCGAUGAUGAGGGUCUUGGAUGUCAACCUUAUGUUAGGCACAUCAGACAUCCUACAAGCGCAGAUUAUACAGUUGCCGUACAAAGACAACCUCUUCAAAAUGACAAUUCUACUGCCUACUGAGAGAGGAGAGGCUGGCUUCAAUGCUACACUCAACGCACUCAAUGCCAACACCUUCUGGGCCGCACUCGACACACUCACUCUGGACAUCAUCGACCUGGAGAUGCCCAAGUUUGAAAUUAAGGCGAAAUUUGCGGAUGAUUUGAAAGCAGCGAUGCAGACGCUGGGAAUGACUGACGCCUUUACCAACGCUGCCGACCUCUCCUCCUUCGGGCCUGAGUUGUACAUCAAGCAUCUCCUUCACCGAACCUUCUUAAGUGUUGAUGAGGAAGGAAGCGAGGCGGCAGCAGCAACAGGCGCCGUUAUUUCCACUAAAAUUAGCGGUUUCGUCAACAUUGAUAGGCCAUUUUUGUUCGCCAUUCAUAGUACAGAUAUUCUUUUCUUCCUCGGCGCCUUUAUGAAUCCGUGAUUUGGUGUUUUUGGCGUGUUUUUUGUGUGUUUUUUUCCUGUUAGUUGUACUAGUAGCUUGAAAUGGUUUGCUUGUUUACUGGCUUUGCAACGGCGUAACUUUUCAGUGUUUUGCUUUUUAUAUAUUUCGCUUUCCUGGCCUCUGUGAUUUGUUUUUAUUGUUAUUUAUUUAUUUAUUCAUAUCUAGAAGGACUAUUCUCUUCUUUUCCAUCUUCAAAAUUUAAAAAGCUUAUAGAUUUUUGUUUUUCAAAAUUUUAUUAGGUUUCUAACGGGAGCUUAUUUUUAUUUUUUUUUGUAUUUCGUAACUAUUUGAUUUUAUGGUCUCAGUGAUUUGUUUUUGUUGUUGUUUAUUUAUUCAUAUAAAAAAAAAACACCAUUUUAUCCCUAUUACUAUUCAAAAUUCCAUAAUUCAGAGUUUAUGAAAUUUUUUUCACGUUUUCCUUUUAAGGUAUUAGGUUUGUGUUGGGGUAACUUGUAACAUUUAUGUAUUCUUUCAUUUGGUAGCUUGUGGAUUGUUUUCAUUGAUAUUCUUACUAUAAAUUCAUUAAGUAAUUUUAAGUACAUUACUCGCUUCAUUGGGACCUUCAAAAUCUCAUAAUUAAGCGAGUUUCUACAUAUUUUUGAGAUUAUGUCCGUUUUCUGUGUAUCAAAUUUGUAACGGGUAAUUCAUCCAGAACUAAUAUUAAUUUUAUUUAUUCCACUAGUGAUAAAAUGCUAAAUGUUCCUAUUCUUUAUUUAUCUAUGUAUAUUUGUGGCAUUCAUGAACGAUAUAGCUCAUUUUUGUAUUUUAUCUUACUUAUUAUUUUUUUCCUAUUAUUGUUAUCCUUAUUUCAUUUUAAUUGCAUUUGCUUUCUCUAACUGGCCAGGUAUAAUAAUAAUAAUAAUAACAAUAAUAAUAAUAAUAAUAAUAAUAAUAAUAAUAAUAAUA
This is a messenger RNA of Scylla paramamosain (green mud crab), 2318 nucleotides long. RefSeq names its product serine protease inhibitor 42Dd-like. The transcript is spliced from 6 exons. The record is from RefSeq and is a predicted model, not a curated record. NCBI's taxonomy places the organism in Eukaryota, Metazoa, Arthropoda, Malacostraca, Decapoda, Portunidae. Gene Ontology annotation, molecular function: serine-type endopeptidase inhibitor activity. Bases 165 to 1391 code for a protein of 408 amino acids.